UUUUAAAACUAUAAAUACCUCUCCAAUUAACUUCUAGGGCAUUACACAUACACAAAAAACAAAUAUCAAUUCAUCAAAGUUUCUGAUUUUUUUUUCUAAGUAAUUUUCUUGAGCAAUGGAAGGAUUAAUGGUCGUUUUCGACUUCGAUAAAACGAUUAUCGACUGUGAUAGUGAUGAAUGGGUCGUUAAUGAGUUCGGUUUUACAUCACUUUUCAAUAAACUACUACUCGUAAAUACGCCUUGGAAUACUAUAAUGGAUACAUUGAUGAACGAAAUGCAUAAACAAGGAGUUACAAUUGAUGAUAUUGUACAAGUCUUGAAACGAGUUCCGAUUCAUCCUCGUGUCGUUCCCGCAAUCAAAUCUGCCCAUGCUGCUGGGUGUGAUUUGAGGAUUGUAAGUGACGCUAAUACUUUCUUCAUUGAGACCGUACUUGAUCAUCUAGGAGCAAAGGAUUGUUUCUCAGAGAUUAACACGAAUCCGAGUUAUGUUGAUCAAGAAGGAAGAUUAAGGAUAUUACCGCUACAUGAUUUUACUAAAUCUCCUCAUGGAUGUAACAACCCUUGCCCUUCAAACAUGUGCAAGGGUUUAGUGAUCAAAAGGUUACUAAGUGAGCAAGAAUCCAAGAAAUUUAUCUACUUAGGAGAUGGUCUCGGAGAUUAUUGUCCUUCUUUGAUGCUAAGAGAAAGUGACCAUGUUAUGCCAAGGAAGAACUUUCCUGUUUAUGACUUGAUCUCAAGAAACUCAAACCUUAUCAAGGCCAAGAUCCAUGAAUGGGAAGACGGCCGUGAUCUCGAACGCGUCCUAUUGUCUAUCAUCCAAGGUAUCAUCUCUAAUGGAGAUGAUAGUAAUGUUGCUCAAUUGUUAAACCAUGAGAUUUUGCAUGUUACUAGUUCACAUCAAGCCUUGCCUCAGGCUCGACGUAUUCCUGUUUAGAAAUUGGGAAGAAUAGCUAUUUUAAUUUGUAAUUUUUGUUUGAUUGAAUUGAUCUUAUAUUAGGUUUAUGUUGCUCAAUUCAAGAAUAAUUGUAUUAGUGAUUGAAGAUGUCUUUUGAUAAUGUAUACAUACAUAGGACAUGUUCUUGUCUUAUUAUAUUACAAGUCUAGUUCAAAAUAGUUAUACAUGUUGAACAGUU
This is a messenger RNA of Chenopodium quinoa (quinoa), 1133 nucleotides long. Its product is annotated as inorganic pyrophosphatase 2-like. The coding region runs from base 116 to 934 and encodes 272 amino acids. The transcript has 4 exons. Lineage: Eukaryota; Viridiplantae; Streptophyta; Magnoliopsida; Caryophyllales; Amaranthaceae. The record is from RefSeq and is a predicted model, not a curated record. Gene Ontology annotation, molecular function: phosphatase activity.